This is a messenger RNA of Malania oleifera, 705 nucleotides long. RefSeq lists its product as uncharacterized. The coding region runs from base 144 to 575 and encodes 143 amino acids. The transcript is spliced from 2 exons. The record is from RefSeq and is a predicted model, not a curated record. Lineage: Eukaryota; Viridiplantae; Streptophyta; Magnoliopsida; Santalales; Ximeniaceae.
UGGAAGCCAUUUUUCACGAGCCGACCCGUUCUGCGUCUGCUCUCCGCCGGGCUGUUCAUGCUGAGGACUUUGUGCAGGCCCAGUGUACCCUUCCUGACGCUCUCUCGGCGAAAAUCCGCCAUACUUCGUACCAGCUGGCGACGAUGGCUCUGGCCCAGGAGGAGAAAGUCGCGGAGAUGUAUCGCCAGACACUGGACGCAAGGGAAAAAUAUGUCCUCGCUCAGAACCAACUGCAUGAGACCGAGCUCCGCGAGCAAGCUUUGAAGGCAGAGAUCGAUCGCCUUCGUAGGGAGGAAAUUCCUGCCCGAGAAGCUACUGCUGCUGCUUCUGCUUCCCGAACUGCAGUGAAGAAAUACAAGGACUCCAAUCAAUUUGUUAUCGACACCUCUAAAGCUUACCGAGUUGGAUUCAGGAGGUGUCGUGAUCAAGUGAGGACUAAACAUCCCGAGAUCCCUCUUGAUGGUGUAAGCUCUCAUGGCUAUGGCGAGGAGAGCCCCGAGUCUGCGGAGGAUCUGGAAGAGGAUGAAGAAGGGGAGGAGGAGGAGGAAGCUGGAGAAGGGAGCAAAGCAAAUUAGUUUGUAGGAACAGAAUAUGUAUUUUGAAUUUUUCAUCCUUUAUUGAUGUAGUGCAACUUUUGUAAGCGGCACUUUUAUUACAGCGCUGCAAGAAGCGGUUUUUUUUUUUUUAAGAAUAGUAUUUCUUUAA